CUCACUCUUCCUCUCUCCCCAACACUCUCUCCUCAGCGCUUCCUUUCUCUUGGCCCGGGUGUCUCUGUGACCCUGUCCCCAGAUCCUGACUGCCACCAUGGCGUGCCCCCUGGAGAAGGCCCUCGAUGUGAUGGUGUCCACAUUCCACAAGUACUCGGGCAAGGAGGGUGACAAGUUCAAGCUCAACAAGUCUGAGCUAAAGGAGCUGUUGACCCGAGAGCUGCCCAGCUUCUUGGGGAAAAGGACGGAUGAAGCUGCCUUCCAGAAGCUGAUGAGCAACCUGGACAGCAACAAGGACAACGAGGUGGACUUCCAGGAGUACUGCGUCUUCCUGUCCUGCAUCGCCAUGAUGUGCAACGAAUUCUUCGAGGGCUUCCCCGAUAAGCAGCCCCGGAAGAAAUGAAGGCUCCUCAGAUGUUGCGGGGUGGGGGUGGGGUGCCAGCUGGGGUCUUCCCUGUUGGCGGUGGGUACAGUGACUCACACUGGCUCCUCCAGACGUGAGCACAAUACUGAAAAAGUUCAAUAAAGAGUCUUGAAAGUUG
Messenger RNA from Hippopotamus amphibius kiboko, 542 nucleotides. RefSeq names its product S100 calcium binding protein A4 (gene S100A4). The record is from RefSeq and is a predicted model, not a curated record. Gene Ontology annotation, cellular component: cytoplasm; nucleus; perinuclear region of cytoplasm. Lineage: Eukaryota; Metazoa; Chordata; Mammalia; Artiodactyla; Hippopotamidae. Bases 98 to 403 code for a protein of 101 amino acids. Gene Ontology annotation, molecular function: calcium ion binding; transition metal ion binding; RAGE receptor binding. Gene Ontology annotation, biological process: positive regulation of canonical NF-kappaB signal transduction. The transcript has 3 exons.